This is a messenger RNA of Lepisosteus oculatus (spotted gar), 1872 nucleotides long. It is a transcript of the gene mkrn2, whose product is annotated as makorin, ring finger protein, 2. The record is from RefSeq and is a predicted model, not a curated record. Lineage: Eukaryota; Metazoa; Chordata; Actinopteri; Semionotiformes; Lepisosteidae. Gene Ontology annotation, biological process: protein polyubiquitination. Gene Ontology annotation, molecular function: ubiquitin protein ligase activity; metal ion binding.
CGGUGAAAUUGCAUGGAGUGUGUUCGACAUAAAACAGUGUUUUACCGGACCGUUUUAAUUAUGGCUUAUUCUAACGAAGCGUCUGUAGAUACGAGUGCGGUGGGGGUGACUGUAGUGUAAUGCUGUAGUGUGCGUUAAAUCGCGUUAGCAAAGUCCUGUGACGGGUACAUAAUUCCACUGUUAGGCCACUUUCAUAAACGACAGUUGCUGUAGAUUACACAUUUAUUUUUCCAUGACUAUUAUUUCCCACUUAAAAGUCAAACAGGCUGUUUGUUUUUUUAAGAUCGGAACCCUUGGUUGCAGUUCCUUGUUCCGGGGGGAUGUAAUUGAAGCUUGCACCCAAAGUAUCUGGAGGAGGUACAAUUCUGUAACCCUUAUGGAAGACAGAACAUGACUACUAAGCAAGUCACCUGCAGGUAUUUCUUGCAUGGCGUUUGCCGCGAGGGGACCCGAUGUAUGUUUUCGCACGAUUUGACUACAAGCAAACCCUCGACGAUCUGCAAGUUUUACCAAAAAGGGCAGUGUGCAUACGGAGAUCGCUGCAGGUAUGAUCAUAUUAAGACAGCUGCUGGAAGGGGGGCAGGUGCCCCCGGAGAUCUCACCGAGAAGAGCUGCAGUGGUCUGGCUGCAGUUGCAGGAGCCAUCCCCCCAGCAGGCUCUGGGAGACGUGGGAAAAGAUCCUUAGUCUUGAGAGACAGAGCUCUUUGCAGCACUUCAGAGGUAAGGAUGCCACAGCACAGAUCUGACGCCUCGGACAGCUCCAAGUUUGACUGCUGGGGUCACAGCGAUGAGGCCGUCAACCCCAAACCUCAUUCAUAUCUAGAGGCUAUCCAAAGUGGGCUGGAGAGUUCAGCAUCUGGGAGCUCGGUUACUGAUUCACAACAGCUGUGCCCUUAUGCAGCUGCUGGUCAGUGUCACUAUGGCAACAGUUGCACGUAUCUCCAUGGUGAUGUUUGUGACAUAUGUGGGCUUCAGGUGCUGCAUCCCAUGGACUCUGAACAGAGGAAAGCACAUGAGAAGCUGUGCAUGAUGGCGUUUGAGGUGGAUAUGGAGCGGGCUUUUGCGGCUCAGUUCAGCCAGGACAAGGUGUGCAGUAUCUGUAUGGAGGUGGUGUACGAGAAGGCGGUGCCCUCGGAGAAACGCUUCGGGAUCCUUUCCAGUUGCAAUCACACCUACUGUCUGAGCUGCAUCAGGCAGUGGCGCUGUGCCAAGCAGUUCGAGAACAAGAUCAUCAAGUCAUGCCCAGAAUGCCGUGUGGUGUCGGAGUUUGUUAUUCCUAGCUCGUACUGGGUGGAAGACCAGGAUGAGAAGAACAGGCUUAUUGAAGAGUUCAAAGCUGGAGUGAGCAAAAAGCCUUGUAAAUACUUUGAGCAGGGAAGAGGGACUUGUCCAUUUGGUGGGAAGUGCCUUUACAUGCACGCAUACCCGGAUGGCACACGUGCUGAGCCUGACAAGCCCCGCAAGCAGCUGAGCUCCGAGGGCAACGUUCGGUUUCUCAACGCCGUGCGGCUGUGGGAUUUCAUCGAGGAGCGGGAGCAGCGGGGGGCGAGGCAGCCCGACGACGAGGCGGUGGCGGAGCUGGGGGAGCUCUUCCUCCAGCUGUCUGGGGCCGACGGGGAGGGCGGCGCCCCCGCCUCGCAGUGAGGGCCGGCCCGGCUCCACUCCCAACAGCCCCGGUGCUCUGCUCAGUGGACUGGAGGAGGGAGCUCCCUGGCUAACAGCUGUCAGACCCAUCUUCGUGUUUUUCCCCCCCCCCGCAGUGGUGGUUUACUUCAGGCCACAACAACAUAUCAAAAUUCGGCCUCAACUUGGGGGCAAUAAAAUGUAUUCUCCUGGGAGCCAGCAGGUGGCUGGGAGUUAUCGUGUACGGUA